Molecule: messenger RNA, 862 nt
Organism: Sesamum indicum (sesame)
Lineage: Eukaryota; Viridiplantae; Streptophyta; Magnoliopsida; Lamiales; Pedaliaceae
Gene: LEA
Product: dehydrin LEA
Biological process (GO): response to abscisic acid; cold acclimation; response to water deprivation
Cellular component (GO): cytosol
Source: RefSeq, a predicted model, not a curated record
AAACAAUUUCUCAAUUCUCAACAUUCACAAACUCCCUUGAUGUUUUCACUUUAAGCUCUAUCGUUCCCGGAACAUUCUGAUUCUAGUGAAAUUAGUGCUUGUCGAUUUCGUUUCUGAAGGAAACGAGCUAGUAAUGGCGGAUUUACGCGAUGAGCAUGGGAAUCCUAUUCAGCUGGCAGAUCAGUAUGGGAAUCCGGUUAAAUUGACUGAUGAGUACGGCAACCCCGUGCACAUCACCGGUGUCGCCACCACGGGGCAGACGGCGGCUGUGGAGCCUCAGAGCCCCCCCCCCCCGCCGCAGCAGCAGCAGCAAGAACAACUUCGUCGCUCCGGCAGCUCGAGCUCUAGCUCUAGUUCGUCGGAGGAUGAUGGGCAAGGAGGAAGAAGGAAGAAGAAGGGGCUGAAAGAGAAAAUCAAGGAGACUUUUGGGGGAGGUAAGCACAAAGACAAGGGUGAGGAGGCCGCACACAGCACACCAGCCACUACUACAGCGGCGAGCAAAUCGUCGACCACCGUCCCUGGGCAGGCACCAGAGCACGAGAAGAAAGGCGUCAUGGAAAGGAUCAAGGAGAAACUCCCAGGCCACGGCCACCAUAAUCAAGCAAAGGAGCCAUGAGUCGUGAGGCCAAACCAAGAGCUAGCUUAGUCUAUAUACAUAUAUAUAAUUAAUGUGCGUGUAUUCGAAUGUGCAGUUUGAGCUAUGUAGAGUCUGUUGGAUUGUUGGUGUCGUUGCUAGUUUUUCAUGUGUUUUUAGGCUUGUUAUUGUUAUGCUGUAUUGUUUGUUGGGAGAUUUGUCUCUGAUUUGUUUGCUGUUCCUCAGAGAUGAGACUGAUCGGAGUCGGUUUGUUGUGUUUGAUCUUUC